GCUUCCUUCAUCUUUUUCGCCUCGCACUUAAAACCCAACCAUUCGAUUUGUGAGCUGCAACCCAACUUCCCUCCGCUUUCACCAUUCAUCGCACAUCACUCGCCACUCGCACCCGCCAAGACUGCACUUUUUCAAUCCCAAUACAAUUGUUGCUCCUUGCUGGCAGUUAACGACUUGAAACCACCCUGAACAUCAUGUCUGAGCCCAAGAAGGAGCCUACCGCCGCCGAGGCUAUGCUGUUCUUCAGCAUCGUCAAGAACACCAAGAACAAGGCGGACGUUGACUGGGAGGCCGUUGCCACGGAGCAGGGUUUCAAGAACUCUGAAGUUGCCAAGGUCCGCUUCGGACAGGUCAAGCGCAAGCUGGGAAUCUCUAGCGACGCAUCUACUCCGGCCCGUACUCCUACCAAGAAGGGCGCCGCCUCGUCGACUUUGACUACGCCAUCCAAGGUCGCAAAGACCCCUCGGGGCAAGGGCAAGCCCCGCUCCAAGGUCAAGAAGGAGGAGCCUCAGUAUGAGGACGCUGACGAUGCUGAAAAGUCCUAUGUCAAGGCAGAGCAUCAGAACGAGAGUGAUGGGGAGGCUGACGAGCAGCUUCGCUCUGAGAUGUAUGCCAAGGUGGAUCCAUUCUAAAGUCUAGAACCGAGGCGUGGGCUACGUACGGGGUGUGCUGUAUUGACUACCUCGGGACAACGCAUGUUUUCUGGGCUUGAUGCCGUGGAUGCUUGAGCCUUAAGAGCGGCGGGCAGUUGGGCAUUUCGGAUACAAACACAUCCACAGGCACAAUGACUAGAUAUCUCACGGUAUUAAAAUCGAUAUCGACGACAGGUUAAUUGCUGAA
Messenger RNA from Ilyonectria robusta, 840 nucleotides. RefSeq lists its product as uncharacterized. The record is from RefSeq and is a predicted model, not a curated record. The coding region runs from base 195 to 632 and encodes 145 amino acids. The transcript has 3 exons. Lineage: Eukaryota; Fungi; Ascomycota; Sordariomycetes; Hypocreales; Nectriaceae.